GCGUUGCCGGCACAGUGCACUGUCAUCGUGAUUCGUGUUUUGAGAUAAGAAAUCCUUUCCUUUACGUACUAUUUUAUAUCAUUCACUUAUCUGACGUUGGUCAUUUACUCUUCGUCAGUUAAGAGGCAGCACAGCAAUUGGCCGACGAUGAGUGAAACCUCAGCACUUACAGUCAUUCGUUCCAUGAAGGAUAUCGACAAGGCUUGGCUUGAGGAACUACUGAAACAAAGGCUGAAAUCCAACAUCAAAGUCCUAUCAUGGACGUCGAGUACUCCACCCACAAAGAGUGGAUUCUUGAGUGAAAUGUGCUUCGUCCGUGUGUGUUUCAAAGACCCAGAUCACCGAAUGGAAGAGAGGUCCUUGGCUGUGAAAUUUGCUCCGAAUGACAAGAACAUAUUGGAGUUCAUGAAGAAUGGGAACCUCGCGAGGAAGGAGGUCGAGUUUUACAAGUUUGUCUUAACGGAUGACUUUCAACUUUUCUGCGAGAAGAGCGGCCUGAAGAAUCCAGUCCCAGAUGUGUACUGGGCGGACAUGGAGGAAGACCUCGUCACCCUUGUCAUGCACGACCUGAGGAUAGAUGGCUUCAGAGUGGACACCCCGCCAGAGGGGAACUCGCUAGAACAGAUUAAAGUGACAUUGAAUUCUAUUGCAGUUAUUCAUGCCUGUGGAGUUGCUACCAUAAAGAAGCAUGGAAGGGAGUACCUGGAUGUUCCCUCUGGAGACUUUCUCGACGACUACAUGAAGGCAGGUCUUGAGAAAGAGAUAGAAAUGUUCAAGGGAACACGCACAGCGGAAACUCUAACAGCAAUUGACUCCCUGAGGGACGCUGUGAUCAAAGCACGGUCGCCGCUAUUCGAGACGUUGAUCCACGGAGACUUGUGGACAGGCAACGUCAUGUUCUCUGGCGACAACACGAGCGCCGUCAUCCUUGAUUGGCAGUUUGCUUCCGUCGACAAUCCUGUCUGUGAUAUUCUCUCCCUGUUGCUGAUGAGUGGCGAACCUGUGGUGUAUGAGCAACACCUGAAGGACGUCCUCGAGAGCUACUGGCAGAGUCUGACUGAAGCCUUGAGAAAGAAUGAAGUUUCAGUUAGUAACACAUUUGAAGAGUUUGUGAACUGCUUUGAGCAAAUGUGGAUGUACGGUUUUAUGUUCUUUACAUGUAGCUUGAGCGAUAUGCUGGAAAACAAUAUGAUAACAGUGCAAAGGACGAAGCAUGUUAUAAAAUUUUUAGAGGAGAAAAACGUAUUUUCCAAGUUCCUGCAGCUUCAUGGUAAAGGAAUUGCAUAAUUAAAUUUUCAGGUGGGUCACAGAAUGUCUAAAAUGGCCUCCUGUCACUGUCAUUAGCAUCGGUCUCCUUUAAUGUGAUAAGUUAUGUUAUUUAAUGUGAUAAGUUGUGUUAAACAGUGCAUGUUAAUAAACAAUACAAAGGGUGCACUCUAAAAAAUCCAAAAGUGAUAUAUUAUACGAAGGGCUAUGGACAUGGUUCCUUGCACUUCCUGUACAGAAAACUGUCAGGGUAAAUUUUUGUUUCCAUGUAGUCUAAGUUUUGUAAUACCCUUUUCACCCAUUUCCCGAAGACAUAUACGUGUGCACGCCCAAGGCCUAUAUAAGCAUAGACCUUGCAUGCACGCGCCCAUAUGUAUGUA
Penaeus vannamei (Pacific white shrimp) is the source of this 1646-nucleotide messenger RNA. RefSeq lists its product as uncharacterized. NCBI's taxonomy places the organism in Eukaryota, Metazoa, Arthropoda, Malacostraca, Decapoda, Penaeidae. The record is from RefSeq and is a predicted model, not a curated record.